Dicentrarchus labrax (European seabass) is the source of this 1529-nucleotide messenger RNA. RefSeq names its product proline-rich transmembrane protein 1 (gene prrt1). The record is from RefSeq and is a predicted model, not a curated record. NCBI's taxonomy places the organism in Eukaryota, Metazoa, Chordata, Actinopteri, Moronidae. The coding region runs from base 366 to 1091 and encodes 241 amino acids. The transcript has 4 exons. Gene Ontology annotation, cellular component: membrane.
CUGUCGCUUUAAGACAACGAUAGCUUUGUGUCUGAUUAAUUCAAUGUACGGCGACGCGUUAGUGGAGAAACCUUAUUAGACUUUCAGCCACACAGAGAGACAGAGGAGGAAAAUACAGCACAGACCUGCGCGCUGGAAAGAUAACUGGGCUUUACCUUGAUUUAAAAUAUAAUAAAUAAAAAAAAACACCCUAAGUUAUUAUCAUAAAUAAACAGGGGGUGAUUUUUUUUUUAAAAAAAGAUGAAGACAUCUUGAGGAUGGGUUGCACGCGUUUGGAGUAAAAGUCUGCAUCAUCGCGCACGGAAAGGAGCGAUUUUCACCACCAGCUGGAGUUGAAACAUCCGAUCAGAGGAGGAGGACAGAAGAUGUCGUCGGAAAAACACGGUCUCGAUGACUCUGGCCGUCAGACCAUGCAGCCUCCUCCAUACCUCCCAGGCCCGCAAGACCCUAAUGUACCCCAGCACCCCAACAUGCAGCCUGCGCCGGGCACCCAACCCAACUACCCUCCUCCACCUCCUCCUCCGGGUUCAGAUGGAUAUCUUCAAGAAACCCAGUUCCACUGCGGCCCGCUGGGUCCGCAGGGGGCCCCACAGGGCUACACAGUCCAGACCCAGGGCCCCGGAGGCGCUAUGACUCACGCCCCUGUCGGCUACCUCCACCCGGGCUACCCGCUUCAGCUGCAGCCUUGCACAGCUUACGUACCCGUCUACCCCAUGGCAUCGGGUCAACCUUACAUGCCAGCCGGGGGAGGCCACCCAGGGAUCCCACCGGGCCAGAUUCAUCCCAUGCAAAUGCCACCCAGCAUCACCCUAAUGGACCGUCGACCGCCACACGACUACCUGCCCAUCGCCGUGCUCACCACCGUCUGCUGCUUCUGGCCAACAGGCAUCAUUGCGAUCAUCAAAGCAGUGCAGGUGCGUACGGCAAUAGCCAGAGGGGACAUGGUGACGGCGGAAAUAGCCUCCCGUGAGGCACGCAACUUCUCCUUCAUCAGCCUGGCUGUUGGCAUCGCCUCCAUUGUGCUGUGCACCAUCCUCACCGUGGUAGUCAUCAUCGCCUCGCAGCACCACGACGACGACUGGGAGCCGUAACUCCGCGCAGUGUCAGACAGAUGGGAAAUCAUGGCAUAUAUUAGCUAGCUAACUACUCUCAAUCGUUUGGAGGAAAUAGGAGCACUGAACAUGCACACAAACUGCUACUGCAUUGCUGGCCCUCUGUGUACAGCUACACACACAGCUCUGACCUAACCUGCUGCCAUCAAACAUACACCGACGACCAAAAAAUCAACCAAUCGCAGCUGAUGUUCAAACGCCAAAUACGAGCAGCUGUCAAAUGAGGUCCAGUAUUGCUGUUAGCACAGCGACCACUUAAUAUUUACACUGAGAUAUGAGCUGCAAGAGGGAAACAAAGCUCCUUGCAUUAACAAUUCAUUUGACGCUGAUUAAUUCAUACGGAGGAUGUAGUUAGAUGAGAGGAUGGGUCACUGUGUGUUUCAGUUUUACAUAUUCCAACAACAAAACCUACUAAAA